This is a messenger RNA of Lasiosphaeria miniovina, 657 nucleotides long. RefSeq lists its product as uncharacterized. The transcript has 4 exons. Lineage: Eukaryota; Fungi; Ascomycota; Sordariomycetes; Sordariales; Lasiosphaeriaceae. The coding region runs from base 1 to 657 and encodes 218 amino acids. The record is from RefSeq and is a predicted model, not a curated record.
AUGGACACACCUUACUACCCGCGCAAGGAUCCAGUUCCAGGUCUGCGGUUUAGUGGUUGCGACCUUUGUGGUACUGACAGGCUUCCGAUGGAGUUGGUGCAGCAGGUCUGGAAGCACCUGCCGCGCAGUAUACUGCGAGGGUCGGGGGACGUCAUUGGUAUUGCGCAUCGCUUUGCGGUUUCGACGUUGAAAGACCCAGAUGGUCGUAGAGAAAGCGCUAUCCAUCUAGCGUUUGCGAUACUCGAUGGCCCGCACCCAGACGCCACCCUACAAUUCAAGUAUGGCCUCGGGCACCUGUAUCUUCCCAUGAUUCGCCGCCUUCGUCACCCUCACAUUUGGGACACGCCCUCCCCGCCUCGCUUGGGCCGGUUUCAAACGCAUGGCGCAUUUGCGGAGCAUAACCAGAGGCUUCAAACCGCCAAGAUGGACAGGAUUACGAGACUGACCUUCCUCCAUUACGACAACGAUCUGGUCGCCAUUCACCCCCACACACAAGAAGAGCCGAGCGCAACGGUAGCAGUAGAGCGUUUCUCCCCUGGAUCAGACGCCCCGAGAUGUGGGAGUAUCACCCCAUCUCAACGGUCAAAGCCCAUUUCGCUGGGACAGACCCGCAAGAAUUCCAGCAAGCAGUGCCGGGUUUCCUACAUUCUCAAGUGA